ACAAAAUUGAGUGCGGAAUUUAUUUUAACAUUUAAGAGUGGAGUGUUCAACACAUAUGGUAUAUAACUGUGAGAUAAGCAUCUAUAUGUGCAUUCAUAUAUUGAUGGCAAACUGACACAAGGAGAAUUAACAAUACUAGCAAGGCUACUCCACAGUGUAUGCAAGUACAGAACACCAAGUACAAAUUGUUUAAAUUUAAAGUAUGAUUUCAUCUUUUGUAAUUAAAAUAACAGACACAAUCGAAAUCAGGAUGUAGAACAGUAACAAUGGGGUAUCAUUUGGUAUAAAUCUCAAUAUCACUAAAAUAGAGGAUUGUUGUAGAAAGAAUUAUAUGACAUCGAAUACUGCAGACUCAUCUUCAGUUAUGAAGCCUGACGCAUCAAGAAAAAGGCAUUCAUCAUUCAGUGGACACAUUAUUCAUGGUCAUCACCAUCACCGUAGCAACCUAAAGGUUGUUGGAGGCUGGUUGCUAACCAUUUGUAUUAUCCUAAGCGUUGCUAUGAUCUACUUUGAACAGCUCCAUCAGACAAAUCUCAAUGUCUAUGCCAAUUUAAAUAAUUGUGAAGAAUGCAAUGUAACAUUGUCUUCCUCAAACUGUACAUAUGCUGCUCAAUCCCGUCACUUUGUUGUGCUAGCAGCUCCGAGGACUGGCUCAACUCUAUUGGUUCAGUUGAUAAACCAGCACCCAGAUCUGAAAAGUUACCAAGAGCUGCUUCAUAUGGAUAUGCAUUUAAGCCCCCGAGGGUUGGAUAACAGUCCAAAAUACAAAGUGUUCCAUUAUGUAAGAGAUGUCAUACACAAGUGGGGUUGCUAUAAAUUAACUGGUUUUAAACUGUAUACUCAACACUUAGAAGAUGCAAAAAUUGAUCUAAGGACAGUGUUGGAGCUUUUAGAGUGGCCAAAAGUAAUUGUCUUACAUCGGGAAAAUAUGUUCGAGGCCUAUGCUUCCUUGAGGAAAGCUUUUCAGACUCAUAUUUGGAACACUGAGAUCCCAGAAGUGGCCAAAAGGCUCCAGGCUGUCCGGGUAAACGUGACAUGGACAGAAUAUAAAGAGUAUUUUCAAAGGCAGCGUAGAUUAUGGUAUGCAAGUCUCAAAGAUUUAGAGGGAUAUCCUUUCUUAAUAAACUUCACAUACAACGAUGUUGCACAUUUCCAUAAGGAAGUCAUGAAAAAGAUUGAGAAAUUUUUAGGAGUUCCUCCUUCACCCGUUCCCUAUGAGCCAUUACUUAUCAAAAUCGGCACUGGUACAUUGCAUCAAAAGGUGCAAAACUUUCAGGAAAUAGAAGAAUGGUAUUUGGAGGAAUUUGAAGAUGAUGUAAAAAUUAACUUAAAUGAUAUGAAAGAAAAGUUGCAGAAUCCUGAGGAAAGAGACAAAAUAGCAGCAUUUUUCUUUAGAUUAGCAAGACCACAAGGUGCCCUAGAAGCCCCUGCACACGAGGUUGAACAAAUAUAUCCAGAGCUGGAGUAGUUUGUCAUAAUUAUGAACCUAAUAUAUAUAUCUAUGACACAAUGGCUUUGAUGUUAAUAAUAAUAAUGUACAUAUACACUCAAUCGUCAACAUCAAAUCUAAUUUUUUAUGCAUCUAAUUUUUUCCCUUUUUUUCCUGCAUUCAUAGUCAGUCUCUUUUGGUCAAUAUUAUAAUCUGCUCCUAAAGCUUGGGUAUGUUCCGCAUGCUUCAUAUUAUGAAGAAAAUAAUGGUUCAAUUAGUGAAAAAAUAUAAACAGUGUUAAGGAAAAAUCUUAGUUACUAACUAUUAUAAUAAUAAUGAUUCUUGGGAGCCAAAGAAGAUUGUCAAAGGCAAGACUUAUUGGAUGACCUAUACAACCCAAUGAGCUAUAAAUAUAAAAAUUGAAUGAUUUGUAAUCAGUGAUAAGAGAGAUUUAGUGCCCACUAGAACAAUUCGCAUGAUCUACUGUAAAUUUGUUUAAGUUGUUGGUAUUUUAUUC
This is a messenger RNA of Owenia fusiformis, 1946 nucleotides long. Lineage: Eukaryota; Metazoa; Annelida; Polychaeta; Sabellida; Oweniidae. The record is from the annotation of a GenBank genome assembly.